This is a messenger RNA of Symphalangus syndactylus (siamang), 1616 nucleotides long. It is a transcript of the gene ZNF277, whose product is annotated as zinc finger protein 277. The record is from RefSeq and is a predicted model, not a curated record. NCBI's taxonomy places the organism in Eukaryota, Metazoa, Chordata, Mammalia, Primates, Hylobatidae.
UACGUCCUAUUGGUCCAGAGCGUGGCGUAGGCAUGGAGAAAACAUCCCGUCGACGGGGAGUUCGCCUCCAGUAGCGUUUCUAUUGGUGCCACCCCCGCCUCCGCCCCGCCCCGCGGCCCUCCCUUUUCUUCUCUGCCGGGUAAUGGCUGCUUCCAAGACCCAGGGGGCUGUCGCCCGAAUGCAGGAAGACCGUGAUGGGAGCUGCAGCACAGUCGGGGGUGUAGGUUAUGGGGACAGUAAGGAUUGUAUCCUGGAGCCGCUUUCCCUGCCAGAAAGUCCAGGUGGCACCACCACUUUAGAAGGUUCUCCAUCUGUGCCUUGUAUUUUCUGUGAAGAACAUUUUCCUGUGGCUGAACAAGACAAACUUCUGAAGCACAUGAUUAUUGAGCAUAAGAUUGUCAUAGCUGAUGUCAAGUUGGUUGCUGAUUUCCAAAGGUACAUUUUAUAUUGGAGGAAAAGGUUCACUGAACAGCCCAUCACAGAUUUUUGUAGUGUGAUAAGAAUUAAUUCCACUGCUCCAUUUGAAGAACAAGAGAAUUAUUUUUUGUUAUGUGAUGUUUUACCAGAAGAUAGAAUUCUUAGAGAAGAGCUUCAGAAACAGAGACUGAGAGAAAUUCUGGAACAACAGCAGCAAGAACGAAAUGAUACCAAUUUUCAUGGCGUUUGUAUGUUUUGCAAUGAAGAAUUCCUUGGAAACAGAUCUGUUAUUUUGAACCACAUGGCCAGAGAACAUGCUUUCAACAUUGGAUUGCCAGACAACAUUGUAAACUGCAAUGAAUUUUUGUGUACAUUACAGAAAAAGCUUGACAAUUUGCAGUGCUUGUACUGUGAGAAGACCUUCAGGGACAAAAAUACACUUAAAGAUCACAUGAGGAAAAAACAGCAUCGUAAGAUUAAUCCUAAGAACAGAGAAUAUGACAGAUUUUAUGUCAUCAAUUAUUUGGAACUUGGAAAAUCGUGGGAAGAAGUUCAGUUGGAAGAUGAUCGGGAGUUGCUGGACCAUCAGGAAGACGACUGGUCUGAUUGGGAAGAAUACCCUGCCUCUGCCGUCUGCUUAUUUUGUGAAAAGCAAGCAGAAACAAUUGAGAAGUUGUAUGUCCACAUGGAGGAUGCACACGAAUUUGAUCUUCUCAAAAUAAAGUCAGAACUUGGAUUAAAUUUCUAUCAGCAAGUGAAACUGGUCAAUUUUAUUCGGAGGCAAGUUCACCAAUGCAGAUGUUAUGGCUGCCAUGUGAAGUUCAAAUCCAAAGCAGACUUAAGAACUCACAUGGAAGAAACUAAACACACUUCGCUGCUCCCCAAUAGAAAGACGUGGGAUCAACUGGAGUAUUAUUUUCCAACCUAUGAAAAUGACACUCUCCUGUGUACACUAUCUGACAGUGAAAGUGACCUGACAGCUCAGGAACAAAAUGAAAAUGUUCCCAUCAUCAGUGAAGAUAUAUCUAAACUGUAUGCUUUGAAACAAAGCAGUAUUUUGAACCAGUUGCUACUACAAGAGUACUUGAAAAACUAGAAGAAACUACCACAGAAGCAAUUUUUCAUGUUUUUCUCCUAUGAGACAGACAUGAAAGAAUAAAUUUAAACAAAAUAAAAGUUAAAUUUGAACAUCAACAAAA